Molecule: messenger RNA, 6546 nt
Organism: Quercus lobata
Lineage: Eukaryota; Viridiplantae; Streptophyta; Magnoliopsida; Fagales; Fagaceae
Product: TMV resistance protein N-like
Exons: 15
Coding region: 415-3618 (1067 amino acids)
Biological process (GO): defense response; signal transduction
Molecular function (GO): ADP binding
Source: RefSeq, a predicted model, not a curated record
ACGGUCAGCCUGGUCAGGUAUGUAUUAUUGAUGGGAAAAGCUGAAAGUCGUGGUACGGUCCAGUUCGUGUAAAGGGGUUUUUACUUCUAUUGCCUGUGAAAUUGCGCCUUGUUCCGCAAUCUCUUAUAAUUUCCAUUUUGUGGGUCAUUGUCCUCUCCACGUUCCAUUGUUUCUCAAUUCUUUUGCUCGUUGAUUCGGAUGGCUCUAUAGAUCAAUGACGAAGCCUCCUCUGCUUUCACUCGCGGAUUCAUCUAUGAUGUUUUUUUGAGUUUUAGAGGUGAAGAUACCCGUUAUAAUUUCACGCUUGAUUUAUAUCAAGCUUUGUGUGAUAAGGGUUUUAACACCUUUAUUGAUAAUAAUCUUGAGAGAGGGGAAGAAAUUUCAACCGAACUUCUGAAGGCCAUUGAAUUGUCCAUGAUUUCGAUUGUUGUAUUGUCUGAAAAUUAUGCAUCUUCGAGUUGGUGCCUGAAUGAACUUGUUCAGAUUCUUGAGUGUAGGAAUAAGGGACAGGUGGUUCUACCUGUAUUUUACAAAGUGAAUCCCUCAGAAAUACGUAAACAAGAGGGAAAGUUUGGGUUAGCACUAACUAAACAUGAAGAAAAAACCAAGGAUAACAUGGAGAAGGUUCAGAGGUGGAGGGUAGCUUUAACCAAAACAACUGAUUUGUCCGGCUUUUGUUUCAAGGAUGGCUGCAUUGAAUCUGAAUUUCAAUUUAUCCAAAGAAUUAUUAAAGAGAUAUCAAGCACCAAAUUGGAUCGCACACAAUUAUUUGUUGCUAAACACCCGGUUGGAAUAGAUUCUCGUGCGGAGGCUAUAGAAUCGCUUGUAGAUACAAAGUCAAAUGAUGUUCGCAUAGUAGGGAUUUAUGGCCUUGGAGGAGUAGGUAAGACUACAAUUGCAAAAGCUGUUUAUAACAGAAUUUUUUAUCAUUUUGAACGGAGUUACUUUCUAGAGAAUGUUAGAGAACAAUUGGGGACAAAUGAUGGCAUAAUCAAAGUGCAAAGGAAACUUCUUUCUAAGAUAAUAGGAGACAAAAAUUUGAAAAAGGUGGGUAACAUAGCUGAAGGAAUCAAACUAAUAAUGGAUAUGCUUUGUCAUAUAAGGAUUCUUUUAAUUCUUGAUGAUGUGGAUGAAUUGAGUGAGAUAGAAAAUUUGCUUGGAAAAUGUAAUUGGUUAGCUUCAGGAAGCAGAGUCAUUAUAACAACAAGAGACAAACAAGUGCUAACCACUCUUGGAAAAGAGCUUCUAAUUUAUGAGGUUAAGAAAUUGAAUCAAUGUGAAGCUUGUGAACUUCUCAGUCUACACGCCUUCCAACUAAAUAAACCUAAGGAAGGCUAUUCAAAAAUUGUAGAGCAAAUUAUAAAUUAUGCCAAUGGUCUUCCAUUAGCUCUAAAAAUAAUAGGUUCUGAUUUGUGUGGAAAAAGUAUAUGUGAAUGGGAAAGUGCAUUAGAAAAGUAUAAAAGCAUUCCUCACAAAAAGAUUCUAGAAAAGCUCAAAAUAAGUUAUGAUGCACUGGAAAAAAUUGAAAAGGAUAUUUUUCUCAAUAUUGCUUGUUUCUUCAAGGGAUUCCACAAGGAUUAUGUUGUAAAUAUAUUAGACUCUUGCAAUUUAUAUCCAAAUUAUGGUAUUCGAAAACUCGUUGAUAAGUGCCUCAUAACUAUUGAAUUUGGCAAGUUGUUGAUGCAUGACUUGCUACAACAAAUGGGUAGAGAAAUCAUUCAACAAGAAUCAGAAGAACCCAAAAAUCGAAGCAGAAUAUGGUGUUAUAAGGAUGCUUAUGAAGUACUAACUAGAAAUAUGGGGUCCGAUAAAAUUCAAGGUAUAAUGUUGUAUUCACCUGAACCAGUAACAAUGACACUACAAAAUGAGCCUUUCAAAAUUUUGGAAAAUCUUAAAUUUCUGUUAGUUCGCAAUGUACACAUUUGUGAAGAAUUUGAAUAUCUUCCCAGUGGGCUAAGGUUGCUUGAAUGGCCAGAAUAUCCUUUUUCCUUGCCAUCCAAAUAUGAUCCCCAACAACUUGUUGCACUCAAUGCGCCACGAAGUCGCAUUAGAUUGAAAAUAUUCAAGCAGGGAAUCCAAUUAAAAAAUUUAAAACAUAUCAAUCUCAGCAAGUGUGAAUCUAUUACGAAACUACCUGAGUUGUGUGCCCCAAACCUAGAAACAUUGGACCUUUCUCUUUGUAAAAAUUUAGUUACAGUUCAUGAGUCCUUUGGAUUUCUUGAUAAGCUCCAAGCAUGGAAUCUUGACCGUUGUGCAAAACUUCAAAAUCUUCCAAACAGCCUUAGGCUGAAAUCCCUUAAAGAAUUUUUUCUUACAGACUGCUCAAGCCUAGAGAAGUUCCCCGAUAUUCAUCUAGAAAUGAAAUGCUUAGAGAAUUUAGAUUUAAGUGGGAGUGGUAUUCUAGAGUUGCCUUCAUCAAUAGGUUAUCUCACUGGACUUAAGAGUUUAGACCUAGAAUAUUGCCACAACCUUAGGGAUGUUCCUGAUAGUAUCUAUAAAUUGCAAUUGCUUGAGGGCUUGUAUAUUCCCACUGCCAAAUUGAGACCGGUGUGCAGUUCCUUUGAUGGCUUUUCCGGAUACGGGUUUUUGAGGUUGGAUUGCCUUGAUUUCAGGCGUUCUAAAAACAUAGUUGAAUUAGAUCUUUUGAUAAAGCUCGAUUACUUCCCUGCAUUGAAACACCUAUUUCUAUCUGGGACAAAUAUUGUUAGCAUCCCUGAAAGCAUUAGCAAAUUUACUACAUUAGAGAUCCUUGAAAUAAAUAAUUGCAAGCAGCUUCGGGAAAUUCCGAGACUUCCGCAAUCUAUAAGAUUAGUCAAUGCAAAGGGCUGCCUGUCAUUGGAUCAACAAUCUUCAAGCAGAUUAUUGAAUCAGAUUGGAGAAAUUUUAGGAACUAAACCAAAUAAAGAAUGUGAAGGAGAAAGAAGUGAAAUAUUAAUGGAUCCACAGUCAUUAAUUAAAUUAUUGCUCUCUAAUGAUGAGGGCUUUGGAUUUGAAAAUGAUGACGAUCAUCGUAGUUUUAUACUACCAGGAAUUGAAAUUCCAAAGUGGUUCAACUCCAACCAUCAAGGGGUUGGAAAUUCCAUAUCAUUCUAUGUUGGUCGCAAAUUUCCAAAUAAUUUUGCUGUCUGUUUUGCUGUUGGACUAGUCCCACAUUCAUCCCCACAUGCUUGGAAUGUUUACCUCUCCAUCAAUGGUUAUAAAAAAAUUUGCAUUGGUUUAAUUUGGAUGCUAGAUGAAGUUUCCGGUCAUCUGUGGUUAUGUUCUAGAUCACAUCACAAAUUGCAGAAGCAAUUGAAUGAAUCAAAUCCAUCUGAACAGAAUUAUGUUGAGGUUAAAUAUGAAGUGAACAAUACUUUUGAGCCAAGAAGUUGGGGGGUCCAUGUAGAAUGUAUCUGUUGUCCUCAAAACUCCAAUAUUUCUUACUUGCCACUUCUAAGUGCUAGGCAUAGUUGUGGGUCUUCCUUCAUUCCGGGCAACACUGAACUGCCACCUUUGCCACCAGUUUCCUCCACUUCUUAUGGUUCAAAUUUAGAUCACGGAGCUUUCAACAAUGUUGGAGAUUCUAAGCGUGCUGAAAUUCGACUCAAGCCUAGCAGAAAGCCAAGCUCUAGGCUCUAAAGACAGAGCUCUCUUCCAACCCCGUCCAUGUGGCAGGAUUGGGCUAAAGAUAAAGCUUCUCUUACCACUAGCUAUCUUCAUCAUCUUUAUUCAUUUUCUAAACAAUGGAAACAACAUAUAAUGGUGAAUAUCAGUCUUCUUUGUUAUGGUCCACGAAGACAAAUGGCACCAAUCUUUGCAAUCUGAUGUGGGGCUUCCAAUGGAUACCACAAAUGGGUCCAGAUUAGGCUUGGGUUGGCCAGAUUUGGGAUUUACUGAUGGAUUUGAUCAAGGUUCAUCUUCAAAGGCCCAUACCUUUCAAAAAAAAAAAAAAAAUUUUGAUGAUUCCAACACCAAUCUGUAUCCACCAUCAAUGAAAAUGAGAACAUCUUGAUCGAACUUCAAAGAAAUAAGCUUCCAUCUGAAACUCGAUGCCAAGAUUUAGGUGUUUCCAGUUCAACUCUCAAAAGACCAAAAUGCUUUAGAUCUAUCCAGGUUUGAAGCGGUUGAAGGAAUUCAAAACCUCUGGGGUAAUUCCAUGGAAAUGUUAUUCUGUGGAUCUCCAGCUUUAGUCAUCAAUAUUCUAGUGAAUAUUCUUACUCUGGGUCAGCCAGAUUUGGGAUUUAAUGAUGGGUUUGAUCUGGCUUUCAUGUUCAAUGACUCUUACCUUUAUCAACGAUGAUUCCAACUCCAAUCUGUAUCCACCAUCAAAGAAAAUGAAAACAACUUAAUUUAACUUCGAAGAAAUAUGUCUCCAUCUGAAAACAACCUUGAUGAUAAGUUAACUGCCGUUGUUGCUUUUGAAGUAAUUGCUUCGCAUCAAAUUCCCUGUUCUUGUGCAUAAUUUGAUUGUUGCUUCCGAUGUUUGAGAACAUAUUAAUGACCUCUGUACUCUUGAAUAGCUCAAGACCUCUGCAGCUGACAAUUUUCCACUCAAGACAAGCCGUUAAAAUGGUUCUAUCAUGGUGACAUUGUUUGUGUCUUCUGCAAGAGCUUCCUUGAGAGUAGGAACCACUUGUUCUUGGAGCACCCUUUCUCAAAGAGGCUAUGGGAGCUAGUUAACCCAUAAUUUCUAAUAAGAUCUAAGAUUUGGACGGAAAGUGCAAGACAAUGCAACUCUUGAGAAAUAUGUCCUAGAACAAUUAAAGUUCAUAUCCUUUAUGAGUUAAAAGAAAGAGGUUCAACUCUUGGAGACAAAAAUGCUUUAGAUCUAUCAAGGCAGGCUGAAUCAUGUAAUGCUCAGUGUGGUAAAAUCUUGAAAGUGCUUGAAUUACAAAGGACUAUGCCAAAGUCAUCAAGAUGUUACUCUUCUAUAGCUAAAAGGCUUUUCCCACAACAGAGAGUUUCUUAGCAAUAUAGCACAUGAUCAGAUGUUGAAGAUGAAAGAAGGUCAAACAAUCUACAUAAAGAAAUGGAGAAACAACCUGGACCAAAUUAGGAACAGAGCCAAACCAGAGAACACGCUGGAUUACCUAAUUCUAUCAAACACAGAGAAAGGGCCAUGUGGCAAAUUAUGCAAGCAUCAAUUUUGAAUAGUAUUCUUGAUGUUAGAUGAUUUAUUGCGGGGUUCUGGAAAAUGGUCUAACUAGUCAAGCUGCCUUGGUGAUUAUGUAGUGUUGAGAUGGAUGUGGAAAUUAGUAGUCCAAAUAUUAACGAAGGUCUACCUGGUCUUUUGAGGAAUUUUAUUGUAAUAAAAAAUAUUGAACACUGUUUGUCUAUUGAGAAAACCCAAAGAUUAUAUAAUUGGAAUGUUUAGAAAAAGGUUAUUCAUGAAAAUAUUAGUUUCUCAAAUGGUAGCAAACAAAUAGUUUUAAUCAUAUCUUCAAAUGAAUUGGUUAAUUUGUACUAUCCAAAAUAAAACUUAAUGUAGUAAUUUUGAUAUAAUACUUUUAAGAUUAAAAGUGUAUACCUAAGGUAUCCUUUUGGCUGUAUAAAAGCUCAGUGAAUCCCUAGACAAUGGGUUAGUUGCUUGCUUUCCACGGGAUAAAUCAAUAUGGCUGGCUCAAGUAAUUUGAUUGAAGACAAAACAAAAAUUGAUACAAAAUGAAAUUGAAAUAACAGAAAAAGUAAAUAUCUUCUGGGAGUCAGUACCUAGGGUUGCCUGGAGUUGACAUCAAGCUAGAUAGAAGACCUAUGAGUUAAAGCACCUAGGGUUGGCUAGAGUUAAUACUAGAUCUUUUUAAAGAUUCCAAGAAUUUUUUUUUUUUUUUUUUUUUAUCAAACAAAUUGUAAAUUGUCUUCGUUGGAGUACAAUCCUACACUUAUAUAGACUUACUAUGGCUAAAACAUAAUUCUAGUGAGAUUAGGAAAACUUAAUUAGAUAAUUCUAGUCGGAUUGGGAAAACUUAAUUCUAAUUGACUUGAGAAAUCCUAAUUAUUGAAUUAUUACAAAAAUAAUCUUUAGGAAAUUAAUAAAAUAACCUAAGGAUAAAACAAACAAUAGUCAGAAACAAUAAAAUAGUAUAAGGGCUACCAAACAAAUGUCAAACCAGAACCACUUGGAUGCAAACAAUAUAAAGAAACUCAAGAUACCAAGGAACCAUGUGUACGCAGUACUUUGGCUGGAGAUUAGAGUCAAUAGACCAAGCGGAGAACUUGAUGGAAGAACACAGCCAAGCAUAAAAUUUAGCAAUUUAGCCAGUUGAUGGUCAUUGAACAUGGCAUCCGUCCGGAGAAGGCAUCAUUUUUGAAAAAAAAUAUACAAGCACAAUAUCCAAAUUGCACAUGGUAGCAGUAUUAUCUAACAUGCUUCAAUUCUUAUGCAUGACAAAUGUUAAUAUAAUGUUUGGGAAAUUUUUAAUCAAUCACAAAUGGCCGUGUAUUUUUCUAGUUAUAAUGUAAUGAAAAUAAGCACACUUUCCCAUUUUUAUUUAUGGUUUUUAUUGUUCAUUUUUACUCUAUUCAUAAACUUCUCUAAACUCAAUUUGAAUACAUCUCUGUCGCCUACUC